This is a messenger RNA of Staurois parvus, 310 nucleotides long. Lineage: Eukaryota; Metazoa; Chordata; Amphibia; Anura; Ranidae. The record is from the annotation of a GenBank genome assembly.
UGUACUAUGUCCGCAGUCUCUGGUCAUCUCCUGUACUGUGUCCGCAGUCUCUGGUCAUCUCCUGUACUGUGUCCCGCAGUCUCUGGUCAUCUCCUUAACUGUGUCCGCAGUCUCUGGUCAUCUCCUGUACUGUGUCCGCAGUCUCUGGUCAUCUCCUGUACUGUGUCCGCAAGUCCAUUGGUUCAGAAUUUUUUUUUUCCUGUUUUUUCGCCUCUAAAACCUAGGUGCGUCUUAUGGUCAGUGCGUCUUAUGGAGUGAAAAAUACGGUAUCAAUUUGGGCUAUAAUGGAUUGGUGCUCAGGAUCGCUUGA